Messenger RNA from Acytostelium subglobosum LB1, 528 nucleotides. RefSeq lists its product as hypothetical. Lineage: Eukaryota; Evosea; Eumycetozoa; Acytosteliales; Acytosteliaceae. The annotation marks the transcript as partial. The transcript has a single exon. The record is from RefSeq and is a predicted model, not a curated record.
AUGGAAACAAUCGAGCCUGGUUCAAUCGACCUCUAUCUCACUUUAAAUGCCCGAGACGGCGACUCUUCGAAGUUCAUGUGGUUCGGCGGCAAUCAAUUCCUUCAGUUUAUGGAAACUGGAGAGGGAAUCAACAUGUGGCUGUUGAACCUCCCCGGAAUCACAGUUCCCUUCACCUGUUACAAUUUUGAACUGAACGAUGAUGUCGGAGUCUCAAACUUCAUUGAUAAUAUCCCCACUGGAAUGUUUGUAGCUAUCAUGGUCAUUGGACCCUUGAAGCAGCCAUCUCCAGUGUUGCGCAGAGCAUUUAGUAAGCUUGGAGGAACACAAAUUACAAAUGUAACUCCCACCGAUAUCAACUAUUGCCUUAUUGGUAACAAGGGACUGGCACCAGGGACUGCCUCCGAGGCGUUUGGAAACUACAAUGAUUCUCCUGUUAUUGUCACCAGGGCAGUCAAUUCCCUCAAUGAGAAGAGCAGAGAAAUCAAUGUUAGGUACCGACCCAGCAGCAGAGGAUUGCCUCAUUCCUUA